AUGCUGUGCAGACAGAAGCUUCGGGAAUUCAAACAGGGUCAUGAUGUUCAAGGCGGCAGCUCAGAUGAUAAGCAAGGCGGUGCAAGUUCUGACGACGAUGACGAGGGCGGAGAGCCAGCAGAGCCCCGCUUCGUGAUCGACGACGAGGGCCAAAUCACUUUCCAAGACAUCAUCAAAGAUUCCUUGGAGGAGGAAGUUCAUGCUUUCAUGGAAGAAAUUGAGCACAACAACAUUCGGAAGAUGCACGGUGCAUACUGUUGCCCUUUCUGCCCUUUCCGAGCUUUUGGUCGAUUGUGCCAGCUCUCUGAUCACCUGAGGCGCCAUCAUGUCGCCGCCAAGCAGUUUGUGUGCUCAGGAAAGAAGCAGUUAAAAGUGAUUUUGGCCUUGCACGAUUCAGAUUCUGUCCGCAAAGAGAACGGUGCAGACUACUUGUUUCGCAGUGCCAUGCUCCUUAGAACUCAAGUGGACAUCUACAUGUCCUAUCAAGUCCAAAGCUUGAAGAGCUCCAUCUUCAAAACUUUGGAACACAGUCAGGAAUUCUUGUGCUUGUCCAUUGAUGCUACACUCAAAGUCUGCAUGACUGUGCAGGGACAAGCAAACUAUAGAGCAUCGGCCCAAACCCGAAAUGCGGCUUGCUUUGAUGAUGAGCAUUCUUUGAGAAGGGUGCUGACUAUCAGGGGGCGUACCGGUGCCGUCUUAGGCAUGGUUCCUGUUCCGAGUGAAGAGUCACCAAAGAUCAAGGAAUCUCUGCGCAAUCUUUUCUCCAACCAGGCAUUGUUCCAGGUUCGAUAUUUAGCUACGGACAACCCCUCUCCUAAGCUCUUCCGCGAGUUGAAAGAGAUCUGCCCAAACCUGAGCUGCCUCUCCUUGGAUCCUGUUCAUCUGGCCAUUGUCUACGAAUAUGCCCAGUGGGGGAAGAAGACGGCUGGAUCGAAAGUUCUACGGUGUUUGCUACAUAAGAUGAACCAGGUAGCCCCGAACAUGCGUUCCAGCUCUUGGGGGCCCCUCUUCACUGGCACCGCACCGCCAAGCCUGACUCGCGAUGAAGAGCGGGCACGACAUCUCAUCACUGACGGCAGCAUGGGCGCAACCAGGGCCAAACGCAUCCUGGACAACCUUCAUCCAGAUUCGCCUUUGUUCUGCCGAAUCACCUUCAUUGAGGCAUUAGCCGCCCUUUGUGCAACGUACCCACAUGAGGUGAGCCGUAAAGUGACAGGCUCCAACAAAGAAAUUAGGAAGGUUCUUUGGGCAGCCACAGCACCAGAUAGAUUGGAAUGGCUGAUGAACAACCUCCGUGUGCGGCACGAUCUAACCCCUCUAGAGCGGGGGUUGCUGCCAAGCGGCACGUCCUCUAAUGAGUCCCUUCAUGCCGAGAUAAAUUCGUGGACUAAGUCCAUCCGUUCAUUGCACCAGAGCACACUGCGGCAGAAGCUUGAAAUUAUGCAGUUUGGCAAGGUGCUCGCCCAUCAUGUCGCCUCGUGUUUUCCUACGGUGCAGCAGACUUCAGAAGCUGUCCUGCUUGCGCGGGCAGUGGCCACUGAUGUCUGGACCGAUGCCACCUGGCAAAACUGUUGCUCGUCUGCCAAGGCACCUGUACCUUUGCAUCGGGCGCGGCAAGCGGAAGCCAGAAAGGUACAGAAGUGGAAGCAAACAAUCCCCAUGAAGAGACGCGGAAAGAGGACAGUCCACUCUGUCAAACGUGUGCACUCGAUUCGAUCUUCCGGCGUCAAGCCGAAAAGGCUUCGACGAUAG
This is a messenger RNA of Cladocopium goreaui, 1752 nucleotides long. NCBI's taxonomy places the organism in Eukaryota, Dinophyceae, Suessiales, Symbiodiniaceae. The record is from the annotation of a GenBank genome assembly.